ACGACAUGUUUAUCAAUGACUUGGUUUUAUGUCCGUGGACUUUGAACUUCCUCCGCGCCCCACCUGCAGUACCACUGCGCCCCACUAGAGGGAGGACCACUGGGGAAGACGCACGCGGCGCUGUUGUCCAGCGUGACGUCGUCGUGUUUGUGGUUACCGUGAGUCAAAGAAGAAGAACAUGUCGGGAGGUCACGGGACCGACGCCUCAUGCCGUGGCUGUGAUAGCAAAGUUCCCGUCCUCGCGUCCGGCAGACCAGCUGAUCUUGGACCAUCAGAAGCAGGACUCCAUCAGAGACCAGGUCCUGGUCUUCACAAAGCACCAGCAGUCCUGCGACGUCAAGACCUCGUGGCUGCAGAGUUCAGACCAGCGCUUCCUGAGAGGAACCGUGGACCGGCAGGUCCGAGCGGCUCUGGACCAGCAGGAAGUCCACCUGGACCAGAGGAGAGACAGGCUGCGGGUGCUGCUGGAGGUGGAGGAGCAGCAGCUCCUGCAGGAGAUGGAGGAGAAGGAGGAGACGUCGGUGGAGAGACAGGCGAAGAUGAGAGAACGAGCUAAAACCCUGAAGGGCGAGCGAGAGAGAGUGAGACAGCAGCUGGUCUCAGAGAAGUUGGAUCAGCUGUUCAGAGAGCGGUGUGAGGAGGUGCGCAGCGUCCAGAGCCGGCGCUCACAGCACCAGGUGAGUCUGGAGCGAGCGGCUCAGGUGAGGAGCCGGCAGCAGCAGCGGCAGGAGGAGCGGCAGGAGGAGCGGCAGCUGGACGAGCUGUGGGAGGCCGAUCGGAGAGCCAAGGAGGAGCAGGAGGCCCAGAGGGAGGAGGCGCGGAGGCGAAGCAACCGGGAGCAGCUGGACGGCAUCCAGAGUCAGAUGGAGGAGGUGGAGCAACAGAGGCGGGAGCUCAGGGAGCUGAAGGAGGAGGAGGCGGAGCUCCGGCUGCAGCAGCAGGAGACCCUGCGGCUGCAGCAGCAGCGCGAGCGGCAUCAGGGUCUUCAGGACCGGCGGACCCGGCGGCGGCAGCUGGAUCUGAGUCUCCGCCUGAAGGUGCAGCGUCUCUGCAGAGAGCAGCAGGACGAGCUGCAGCUGGACAUCAACAUCCUGCAGACGCUGCUGCAGCAGGAAGUGGACGAGAAACAGGAAGCCGCUCACAGGAAGGCCGAGCGGCGUGAGGACCAGCGGAGGUACCGGCAGCAUCUGUCCGACGAGCUGCAGCAGCGCAGGAGGGAGGAGGAGGAGGCGGAGCAGCUGAUGGAGGAGGCUCUGAAGGAGGUCUGGACCAAGAGGGAGCAGCAGAGCCGCCUGCAGAGAGAAGCCAGGAACCGACUGAUGGAGGAGGUGAUGGAGGCUCGGAGGCUGCAGAUCCAACACCAGCUAGACCUGAACCAACAGAAACAAACAGAGUUUUCCAAAGAAAGAGACGAACUGAAUAAAGUGAUGGAAGAAACAAGGCUGAUGGACGAAGAGGAGAAGAGACGUCUGAAGCAGACCUCGGAGGCCUACCAGUCCGCCUUGGGGGCUCAGGUCCAGCAGCAGCAGCAGCUCCGGGCUCAGCAGAGGGUUCAGGCCCAGAAGGAGCACCAGCAGGGUCUGAUCUUGCAGGAUCUGUACGACCAGAGGAAAGACCAGAUCCUGUCCAGGCCCACGUCUCACAGUACCGCCCCUCAUCCCUUCAGACGAGGAGGGGGAACCGGAUCUGCCUCCAGACACCACCUCACAUAGUCCUCCUGCUCAUGGAAGCAACACCACGCUCCUCUGACUCACAUGUACAGUACACAUAAGUACAGGUAUAAGUACACAUAAGUACAGGUAUAAGUACACAUAAGUACAUAAACGAGAGAGUACACGACUCACGAGAACUCCAGACUCAAACACACUGAAUCUGUUCCUCUAAUGAAAAACUGUUCAAAGUCUGAAUAAGUCUGUUUUAUUGGUGUUGGAUGUAAAUAUGAACGUCAAUACAUCUUCAUCAUACUCAUCUUAUUUUUCUUCUUCAUCUUCAUCAUCAUCUUCACCUUCUUCAUCAUUAUCAAAAACUAAUUAAAUAUCAUUUUCAGUCAA
This is a messenger RNA of Cyclopterus lumpus (lumpfish), 2051 nucleotides long. It is a transcript of the gene cfap53, whose product is annotated as cilia and flagella associated protein 53. The coding region runs from base 6 to 1712 and encodes 568 amino acids. The transcript is spliced from 9 exons. NCBI's taxonomy places the organism in Eukaryota, Metazoa, Chordata, Actinopteri, Perciformes, Cyclopteridae. The record is from RefSeq and is a predicted model, not a curated record.